Photinus pyralis (common eastern firefly) is the source of this 4640-nucleotide messenger RNA. RefSeq names its product TWiK family of potassium channels protein 7-like. Gene Ontology annotation, molecular function: potassium ion leak channel activity. Gene Ontology annotation, cellular component: membrane. Gene Ontology annotation, biological process: potassium ion transmembrane transport; stabilization of membrane potential. NCBI's taxonomy places the organism in Eukaryota, Metazoa, Arthropoda, Insecta, Coleoptera, Lampyridae. The record is from RefSeq and is a predicted model, not a curated record. The transcript is spliced from 4 exons. Bases 157 to 1551 code for a protein of 464 amino acids.
CAGGAAUUGGAUCCUAUCAAAGGGCGGACGGUGUAACCCGAGCGAUUGCGCAUACUGGCAUUAUCGACCAAUCGAAUUUAAAGAGCACCGGGGACGACAUGCAAACCUCGUGAUCCAAAUGAUACGCCAGUGAUCGUCGGAUAAGGGAAGCACAAGAUGGCGAAAGACACCGGCCCCUAUCACUACGACUCAUAUCCGAUCGUCAGCAAACAAAACAACGUAAUCAUAUCAGGCACGCUGAAACGCGACAAAAAAACGAGCAAAGCCGACGAGGUGACCACGUGCAAAUGUUUCGGCGCGAAAAAGUCGAAACGCAAAGCGUUCGUGACGGGUCUGGUUACCAAUCUGGGCAUCUGCAUUCUGCUGUUCGGUUACACGCUGAUCGGCUCGAUUGUGUUUCUAACGAUCGAGGGAGGGGAGAACCUGCAGCAGCAGACCUUAGCGACCACCUCCAACGUGAACAAGCAUCGGAGGAUUUUUAAUAACAGUUCGGAAAUUAAGGCGAGAACGGACGAGGCGCGCGCGCGAACCGUGGAGACGAUCUGGGACAUAACCGUAAACCUUAAUAUUCUAUACAGAGACAAUUGGACAAAGUUAGCAUCUCAGGAAAUAACAAAGUUUCAAAAAGAAAUAAUAAAAUCACUCGAAGAGGAAUUGUCCCAGAGCUACGUGAUUCCCGAAAGGAAGGCGACUAUUAAGUAUCCGCAGGAGUUCCAGUGGACGUUUGCCAAGGCGUUCCUGUAUUCCCUCACCGUUCUGACAACAAUAGGUUACGGCAGCAUAGCGCCGCGUACCAGCCUGGGGAAGGCCGUGACAAUCGGAUACGCGAUUCUGGGCAUACCGCUCACCCUCCUGUACCUAUCGAGUAUCGGCUCGAUUCUGAGUCGAAUAGCGAGAGGAGUCUUCUCGAGGGCGCUAUGUUGCUGCCUGUGUUCGAACUGCGGCUACUGCUGCUACGACGAGAAGCGCAUGGCGGAAAAGGAGAGAAAGAUGAAGAAGAAGCGCCAGCACAAAGAGCUGCAGCAGCAGCUGGCGCUUCAGGAGCCGUUUUACGUGCGAGCCAAUCCGAGCAUUACGAUUAAUUCGACUCAUAAUAACCUGCACUCACCCGCGAAGGAGCCGGACGCGACCAGCGAGUUGGACAGCGAGUCCAGAACGUCCAUGCACGGCCUGAGCAUCUUGGCGCCGGUCCUUCUUUGCCUAAUCAUCAUGUUCAUUUACAUCUGCCUGGGCACCUUCGCCCUGUACAACCUGCAGAACUGGAACCUCGUCGACGGCUUCUACUUCUGCUUCAUGAGCUUGACGACGAUCGGCUUCGGCGACAUGGUACCGGGCUUCGAGAUCUACAGCCAGAACUACUCCGAGCUGACAAUAUGGUUCUGCUCGCUGUACAUCAUGUCCGGUAUGGCGCUGACGGCGAUGUGCUUCAGCGUCGUACACGACGAGAUCAUCCACAGGUUGCGACACCAGGAUAGGAACUUUCGCAAUUUAAAUUCCGACAGCUAUCCGGACGAUUUUAACUCGGUCGACCCCUACAACCUGCCGUCAUGACAAUUCAACGCGCAGAAUAAGACAUCGAAUAAUUUAUAUCAGAGAAAUAUGACUGAAGAAACCCUGUUGAGUUCGGGUGGUACGCCUACCUCGAUUAUAGAUAUGGGACAUGAACUCAAUCCAAUUGCAACCAAAAUUCCCGACUCGCUCGAGCCGUUGCCUAUUACCGGCGUGUACACGCUGCCGGAGGAGCCGGAGGUUGAGUCUACUUUAGAGGACACUAACUAAAUUCUACAAUUAUUUUUUAAGAUAUGAAAGCAAGAAAACUGCCCUGCAGCAUCUUCGCCCGUACGAAAACUGCAGACGUUCUUCCAAAACCUCGUACUGGUUGUGUGAACAUUUAAUCCACUUAGACGUAGACGGUAGCCACUAAUUUUGUAAAUCGCCCACAAUUUUAAUCCAACGCGCAGAGAUCACUUACAAAAUCGUAUACAGGGCGAUUCUUUUCGCACGCCUCAUUAAACGGUCACGAACAGGUGGAUCGAAACCCGCGCCCGUUUUAAAUUUCGCCCUUAUCAGUAAUGCUCGAAAUCUGUCACGCGUAAUUUGGCCCGGAUCCCCGGUUUUAUUAUGGUCUAUUCCCGACACGUUGAGGUUUUACGAACGGGAGCGUACAAGCGAGAGGACAGGGAGAAGGGAACAUAAAAUUUUACUUAGCAUGAGUUAUUGUCUUAUUUUACACGAUAAAUGUGAAUGCGGUGUUUUCUAAACGCGUCGCGGUAAAUCAAAAUUUGGAGUGGGCAAUAAAGGCGCGCUUACGAAACGGCCGUUUUACGCGAAAGUGAGCUUCAAUGCUAUCGCGUUGUCCUAAAGGAGCAUAUGGACCGUAGUUUAAGCUUAAGGUGGACGUUAAUGGCACUUACCGUAUCGUAAUUUGCGUUUAUUGUUGCAGUUUUCCAGAUAUGUUGCCGAUAAUAUCAGAAGGGCAGUCUACUGAUGGAAUUGCUACGUCAAGACUAAAUAACUCAAAUAAAUUGUUCUGUACGUUGCAUGAAUUCAUAAUGGUAGAUGACUGCUAGUACCGAUAAUUAAAACAGAAAAAAAAUUGAAAAAUUUUCAUUUUCUAAAAAUUCAAAAAUUCGAGGGGAGAAAAUCAAGAAACUUCAAGAAAGAAGUAAACAAGUGCGAAUUUAAAAGCCAUCAUGAUCAUUUUCGUAAUGCCUACAGCAUAUUUAAUAAUCCGUUACAUCGUGCCAUGAAUCCGGCAACUGACAAAGAUAAUUGACAGUUAACCUCCACCCGUAAAGCGGUUUAUAUGCAGUAAUCAUCAUAACUUCUGGUUUAUUUACGAACGUUUCACAACUGUCAUUUACAAACGAGGUCGGAAUUAAAAAAAACACCUAAUAUCAGGCGAAAGAGAGAAAAACCAGCGUUUAACGAGUGAAAAUUGUAAACGAACGAUGUUAAGGAAAUCUCAAAUGAGUAUUUAUAGCGCGGAUUUGUUAUACGUCCCAAGGGCUCCAAUUGGGGGACAAAUUAUUGCGCAGAGAGAACCGGCGAAAUUUAGGCAUCCAUCAUGGCCGAUAAAAGUUACCGUCUUCGGGUUUUCCUACGAAAUUAAUUUUUAUCCCCCCCUAAUUUACUUGCAACGUGGAAAUUUACACGCGUGGGAUUAGUCCGGCCGCCGACACAAAUCAAAGAUGGAGACCGGGGGGUUUUCACGAGGUAAGUUAUUUAAAAAAAAGGCACAAAGGAGUUGACUAAUGUUUUAUUCAUUAAAUUUCUCUACGAGCAACCACUUAAAAGUACGUCUUACGGCUUACAAUGAAAAGUAGGAGAACUCCCAAACCCAAUUUGCAUGACCUUGCAAACUUAUCGAGUUUUAAUUACUAUUGAAUUACGUAAACUUGUGGACAAGCCGGGGACGCUAAAUUAAAUCGAAUAGUUUGAAUUGUAUCUGCAGUGCUUAACGAAUGAAGUGACACACUCGACGGAUUUAGGGUUUUUCUCAUACCGCAACUGCAAACGAAUCCGUAAUCCAAGUUUUGAAUAUUUAGACUUUACUAAUCUCUACGGAAAAGAAUUGGAGACCUACCACGAUGGUACUAAUCUCUACGGUAACAUUUGACGAACACGUUUUAUGAGCUCGCCAAACCAAAUCCGUAGAUGUAAAUGGUGUAUGAUGUCGGAUCUAGCACCCCUCCCCCAAAUUUCAACGUCCCCAACUCCACAUACCUGUUUCUGUUUGUUUCGUGCACGAAGAAAAGUACAGAAAUAUCAGAACGAAAAAAGACGUGUUCAGACGAGAACAAGAAGAAGAAACUAAGGUUUAAAGAAAGGAAAUGGGUAAGAAUGACAAAAAUAAGACGAGGAUAUGAGAAAAAAAUGAGGGGAUGAAAAUGAACCCAAUAGAAGACAUGAAAAUGAACCCAAUAGAAGACAUGAAAAGGGGCGGAAAUUAAGAGGAAAACUGUAAGCGGAAGGUUUUAAGGGUUUUUUAAAUCUGUAAAAAUAGAAAGAAAGGGGUUGCAAAGCGGAACGGUGGGACAGAAGAGGCUAAAAAGAGGAAAGAGUGAUUGCUUAGAACUUCUGAAGUCUUUUGGAAUUUUGAUGGCGAUCGGUGAAAUGUGAAAUUGGGAACAAAGUCGCAAGAACACAAGAAGAAGACCAGAAGAGAAUGAUAAAACGAUCGGAAGAAGACGAGGAGAACAGAAGAACUAGAUGGGAAGAAAGUGGGCGAGAGAAGGGAAGACCAAAAAAUAUGAGUUAGCAAUACGAGAAGAAAGGAUAAAAAGGGCACGUUAAACAAAAAGAAGACUGAAAGAAAACGAAAAGCAGACGACGAAGAAACAAGAGUGGGAAUACAAGAAGAAAAGAAAUUAAUAAUUGUGGUAAGGGAAAACGAUAGGCACAAGGCCCGUAGAUGAAAUGAGGAAGACGAGUAGAUGGAAAGAAGGUGGGAGACGAAAAGAAAACGCAAAGAAGACGAGAAAAUAUGAGAUGACUUCUAGAAGAUUCUUUCUUCUUUCUAAAAAUCAUGGCGUUUAUGACCAAACCUGAUAGUACACCUUAGCCUCCAGUAUCCCUAACACCAUGGUUUUUUGAGGAGUCGAGGAAAGAGUCUACAGGGGGAAAAGUUUUGAACCAUA